This is a messenger RNA of Seminavis robusta, 1452 nucleotides long. NCBI's taxonomy places the organism in Eukaryota, Bacillariophyta, Bacillariophyceae, Naviculales, Naviculaceae. The record is from the annotation of a GenBank genome assembly.
AUGCCCACCGUUCUGAGCGACCAUAGUGACCACCUCUCACUCACUUCACUAUCCUUUUCAUCGAUCCAGGAGGGACAGCAGCAUUACCACCAUCGUUUUCCAGCUCAUUUUCAUCCUAGCUAUGCCAGUCAGAUCCAGCAGCUCCAUCAUCUACCUCCAACACGGUCAAGCAGCCCAGCCUCGGUACAAGGAGGAUGCUUCCCAAGAGCCCUUCACGCAGCCAGAUGGGCCAAGAAAACCCCCAAAAUCAAGCCCGCAAGACGUUUGUCUUCUUCCUCGACAAUCACCACCAAACACAUUCCUCAUCAUCAUGGACCCAAAUGGAUCCACAGGCACGGAAUGAUUAAUGGAAUCAACUACCAUUGGGUAGAAACAACAAACCUCAAUGAAGAUGAAGGGGUUAAGGCCACCGAUAAGCCUCUUGUCAUCCUUUUGCAUGGCUUCCCGCAGUUCUGGUACACUUGGCGGCACCAGAUUGUCCCCUUGGGAGAUGCCGGAUACCGAGUGGUGGCUCCGGAUCUUCGUGGUUUCAACUUGACGGAUAAACCGCCUUGCGCACCGACAAGGGCAACUACGGAUGACCAAGGAAGGACGCAUCACUCGGGUUACGACAUGGAGACACUAACAGAAGAUAUCCGAGCAUUGAUCCUUCAUUUAGGGCACACUGAAGCCAACAUCGUCGGGCAUGAUUGGGGCGGCAUCAUUGGAUGGGCCUUUGCUGCAAGAUUCCCCCAUCAUACCACGAAGCUAGUCGUGAUGAAUGCGCCUCACCUGGGACGCUGGAGGGAUGUUGUGAUGGACUACUCCUCGGCAUCUUGUUUUCAGCAACUUUGGUGGUCCACUUGGUACACGCUGUGCUGCCAGCUUCUCCCGUCAUGGAUACCCGAAGCGGUCUUGUCCUACCAACGUAGUUGGAUACUGACACACACCAUGAGGCCCACACCCUCUUGUGGUCCCAGUCCCUUGUCGUGUGUAUCGAACACUCUCACAGAAGGCACCAUUUGUGCCCCAGUCAAUCCGAACAAACCAGAUGGGUUUGCAGCUCCGGGUGGUGGAGGGUGCGCUGGAUGUUGGAAGCGCACCGAAUUGGACAUGUAUCGCGAUGCAAUCUCUCAGCCAGGUGCUAUUCAUGCUCUUUUGGAGUACUACAGGAACCUUUGGCUGAGCGUUCAACAAGUAGAAAAGUACGGUAAGAUUCACAGGGACCUUCCUAUCUUGGUUUUGUGGGGACGCAAUGACAAGAGCUUUCCUCGGGAUACCUAUGCCAAAGGAUGGGAGGAGUGGAUUGAGCCAAGGGACAAAAGCAAUCCUCAAAGCAACAAGGCUUCACUCUUGACAGUCUCCUACUUGGACUGUGGACACUUCACGCCUGAAGAAGCCCCAGCCGAUGUCAAUAACGAAUUGUUGAAGUUCUUUCAGCAACCACUGCCCAUGCUAAGCGCAGAGGUAUGA